Chaetomium strumarium is the source of this 387-nucleotide messenger RNA. RefSeq lists its product as uncharacterized. The transcript is spliced from 2 exons. The coding region runs from base 1 to 387 and encodes 128 amino acids. The record is from RefSeq and is a predicted model, not a curated record. NCBI's taxonomy places the organism in Eukaryota, Fungi, Ascomycota, Sordariomycetes, Sordariales, Chaetomiaceae.
AUGGCGGCACCCGAAGUCUCUCACGGCCGCGGUGGCGCCGGCAACAUCAACCCCGACGACACCAAAUACGUCGAUGGUGAGGUGGUCCGGGUCGGCGAGGAGGGCAGCCACGGAGACGGGGCCUUCAGCACUGGCCGUGGAGGCGCAGCCAACAUCGCCGACGCGGGUAAGAAGCAGAAGGUGCGCGCCGACAAGGACCUGAUCCCCGAGGCGGCGGUCCGGCCCAGCCAGGACAACUCGGACUACCACACCGGCCGCGGCGGCGCCGGCAAUGUCGAGCACGUCGCGCCCAAGCAGGACACCGCUGACGGCAACGGGAAACCGGCGGCGCCGAUCUCGCUGGCGGAUAAGCUGAAGAUGAAGAUUUUUGGGGUUUUCAAGAAAUAG